GGUAGCGCCAGCUGUGAAGAUUGACGUGGAUAUACAUAGUGGCGCAGCAGAGUGGGUACGUGAUGGAGUUGGUGGGGGAGCUACAAUAUGGAGAUACUCUUUUGGACGCGGAAGACGACGCCUCAUAUGCAGAUGACGAAGACGUGGCCAACUACAGUAACUAUGCUAACAUUUAUGCAGGGUGUGAGGAUUGGGAAGCAGAAAGUGAGAGGAGCCGUGACGCGGCAGUGUGGGACAGGGACGAGCUUAAAGGGGGGGUUGGAGGGUGGUGGGAUAGCCUGAUGGCGCUCUCCUAUCAGGUCACUGCUGAGAGUGCCAUUACUGCCGGUGACACUCAUCCUCAUCAGGGUCAGGGAGACCAGGCAGGUGUGUGCGAGGUGGAGAUGGGGUUCAUGGCAGCGGCGGCAGUGGUGGAGCAGCACCAAGGAAUGGGCGAGAUGGACGCGAAGGGAAAGAUGGAUGCCAUCAACAACAACAAUAACAAUAACAACAAUGACAUCGUGAAGGCGAGAAGGGAAGGGGCAAAACAGCUGAUCUUUGUUGUCUGGCAGAGGGGAGGAGUAGGAUAGUCGAUGGUGGUAGCUGCUGCCUACAGAGAUCAGUUCGAUGAAGAUGCCUCUCGCCAGGAUAUCAAUUCAUUUGCAGGAGUUCA
Chara braunii is the source of this 652-nucleotide messenger RNA. The record is from the annotation of a GenBank genome assembly. Lineage: Eukaryota; Viridiplantae; Streptophyta; Charophyceae; Charales; Characeae.